AUGUUAAUCGUCAAAUAUACAAUUCUUGCCGUCUUCGCAGUGCUCGCCUUAGGCGUGGCAACAAAACCCUCAACAUUAGCACCAUAUUGGCAUUUUGGGCCACAACAACAAGGUCUAACUCUUGAGGAAGGCAUCAAGCAAUAUUUUGAAGAGAAAACCAAUGUGCUACAUGUAAGGGUUCACUUGAAAGAGGCUGUCUUUUGGAAGUAUGUUAUUCUCCACCAUCUAACGGACGCUUUACGAAAUUCCACUAAACUCACUUUUCGCAUAACCAUCGGUGAUAAGUAUCUACGCAAUAAUAAAGAUUAUCUACAUAAUUUGUGGUAUGUGGACUCGUAUGAGGCAUUGAACAACAUUUUACCAUACAAAAAGACGGAUUUCAACAGACGCCCAGGCUAUUACGCGAUUAUCUUAGAACAAUUCAAGGAAUCUAAUGCGCAAUGGCAUAUCCAAAAAAUUCUGGAGAAAAUGUUCUCACUCAAUAUUAUCGACGUAAUCAUUAUAAGACCGAACUCCGAAGGGAAGCCAUUUGCAGUGUACUCUUUUGAAAUUUUCAGCAAAGAGCACUGUCGUGUCGUGAGACCAAUAAUUAUAAAUCGUUUCGUAAAUGGACGUUUCGACAAUCGUGAGCUGUUUCCAAAUAAAUUGAGGAACUUUCAUAAUUGCACCAUACGCGUGUUAUCACGUGAUGUACCGCCAUUUUUCACAUACCAUAAACAAGACGAUAACGGUACUAUAAUAAUGAAAGGUUUCGAAGCGAAACUAUUAAACGUCAUCGCCGAACAUUUGAAUUUUCGCAUAGAACCCGUUAUAAAUCCCGAUUACUAUAGCGGUGACGUCUAUCCUAACGGUACCACAACAGGUCCCUACUAUCUGCUGGAUAAAAAUUAUGUGGACGUACUUAUGGGUUACUUUUUCUAUACGGCACAAAGCAUUGCCUUUUUAGAGGAGAGCUUAUCGUAUUUCACGACCGCCUUAGUUGUUAUUGUUAAGCAUCAUCCGCCUCCCGACAACCCUUUGUGGAUGUUGGAUCCCUUUCAGUUGGGUACUUGGUUAGCGCUGCUACUAAUGAUUGCCACCGUUAUUUUAUUUAUGUGUAUCCUACAUUUACGCUAUCAUUACGGUAAUUGGUUGGAUAUCAUUGGCAGCAUCUUCGGUGAACCACGUGCGGUUUUAACCAGAAACUACUUCGCACGCUUCGGCAUUACUUACUGGUACAUCGGUUUCAUAUUCAUCAACAGCGCUUAUCAAGCGAAAUUAUUCGUCACCUACAAUCAGCCAACACCUGGCUUGCCACACACCAUAAACGACUUGCAGCGCAAUAAUUUCACAUUUUUGGUGCACAAAGAAAUGAAUCUGAAAUAUUGGAUGCCCGAAAUAAAUGUACCGAUGAACCGUUUAAAAUUUAUUAAUACUUCAGAGGUGAGUUCGGUACUUGAAGAGCUCCUCAAUUCCACUGGCAAUGUGGCAACACUGACCACCAUUCCGCGUAUGCAUUACUUUGAACGUAAGCGACAGUUGAGUGCCGUUUUCGAUCUGGUGCCCGAAACAGUGCAACUACCGGAGAUUUGCGCAUACUUUCAACAUCAUUCAUAUCUCGUAAAGCCCUUCAACAAUGUUAUUUCGAUGAUGCGUAGCAGUGGCUUAAUUUCACGUUGGUAUGACAAUGCUUUAACGGACUCCAAUGGACAAUUGGAAAUACAGAGAAGCGGUAAUCCGAAAAGUUUGGAUUUGGAAAAAUUGGCUAUUGUUUUCUUCUUACUCUUUUGCGGUCAAGCUGUUGCUUUUAUUGUAUUUAUCAUCGAAGUAAUUAUUGCACGCAAUAAGAAAUAA
Molecule: messenger RNA, 1833 nt
Organism: Zeugodacus cucurbitae (melon fly)
Lineage: Eukaryota; Metazoa; Arthropoda; Insecta; Diptera; Tephritidae
Product: ionotropic receptor 21a-like
Exons: 2
Coding region: 1-1833 (610 amino acids)
Source: RefSeq, a predicted model, not a curated record